AUGCAAGCGUUAAAGUUCUUUGUUUUACUGAUGUUAGCUUUAGAGCUUCAAUUACAUAUUGCCUGUAACACAGAAAAUGAAUUAAAAUUAAUCGUUGAUAUUGUAAACUCUUACGAAACUCCUACAGCGGUCAUCGCUAAAGGAUGUUGGAAUAAAAACAACAUAACCAAUAUGUUAUCCAAAACGAAAAAUUCUAAUCCGAAAACAUUAAGAUUUGUUGAAGAGCCAUCGGGUCCUUUAAAUUGGAUGACAAGGAACCACCAAACCAUUAUUGUAGUCGAGUUAAAAUGUUUUGGAAGCAACGAAUUUUUAAAAUACGCAAAUGAUAAUAAAAUGUUUAGAUAUUCUCAGCGCUGGCUUAUUAUUGGUGGAUAUAUGAACGGAGUUGACGUGAUUUCAACUGAAUUACAAGAUCUCGACAUUUUGCUUGACUCUGAAGUAACUAUUACACGAGACGUAGGCGAGUCGGUGUUUGAGUUAUAUUCGAGCGUUUUUUGGAUGGUCAUUUGUUCCAUUUGUGUUAUGUAUAUAUCUUUUGGUAGCCAUGGCUCGAAUAAACCGGCAAUACACGGCUAUCGUUAUACCGCUAUGAUUUGUGACUUCAUUAAUGCAACGAGGACUAUGAUAUUCACGGACACAUGGGGAUAUUUCGUAAAUGGCUCCUGGAAUGGACAAAUUGGAUACAUUGUACGAGGAGAAGCAGAACUUAUAGGAUGUCCAAUGUUUUUUUCACUAGAUCGCCUGGACGUACUGUACUACAUAACAAAUACGGUUACUUCAGGAGUGAAAUUUGUGUUCCGGGAACCACCACUGUCUUAUCAAAACAAUUUAUUUAUUUUACCCUUCGGGACCGGAGUCUGGAUUUGUUCCGCUGGUUUCGUGGUCCUACUGCUCGUCAUGUUAUAUAUUAAUUCAUAUUGGGAGUCGAAAAUGCAUGAAAAUGAUGGGCAAAAUCAAGCAAAGCAAAAUGCUAAACCCAACUUUAGUGAUAUGACAAUGUUGGUCAUUAGUGCCAUUGCUCAGCAGGGGAGUUCAAUUGAACUUAAAGGUACAGUAGGUCGGCUCGUUGUUUUCAUUUUAUUCAUGGUGUUUUUGUUUCUAUACACUUCCUACUCUGCGAACAUUGUCGCGUUAUUGCAAUCAAGUUCGAAACAGAUCCGAACUUUGAAAGACCUUCUGGAAUCCAGGCUAGAACUUGGUUCUGAAGAUACUUCAUAUAAUCGCUAUCACUUUAAGGCGGCUACUGAUCCCGUCCGAAAGGCAAUAUACGAAACAAAAAUGGCUUCGAAAAAUAGUUUUAUGACUUUGGAAGAAGGAAUAAAAAAACUACAAACCAGUCCCUUCGGUUUCAACAUGCAUCUAGGCGCUGGUUACAGAGUAGUUGAAAAACUUUUUCAUGAACAUGAGAAAUGUGGACUUCAAGAAAUUGAAUUCAUACCUCUUCAAUCACCUUGGGCGACCUGUAAGAAGGACUCUCCGUACGCUCAGUUGUACAAGUUGAGCGUAUACAGAAUUCGUGAGUUUGGACUAAAUUCUCAAUUAAACCGCAAGUUAUUUUCCACGAAACCCGUCUGCCAAUCGAGUAGGGGUAGUUUUGCUUCAGUUAACUUGGUGGAUGUUUAUCCUUUACUUUUGAUGCUUUUAUAUGGAGCGCUACUGGCGUUUGCCUUACUAUUUCUUGAGAUACUUACACAUAGAUGGGAAAUGAGGCAACGUCAAAAGACGACGACACAGUCGGAAGUCACUGAUAUUUCUUAA
Molecule: messenger RNA, 1758 nt
Organism: Hyposmocoma kahamanoa
Lineage: Eukaryota; Metazoa; Arthropoda; Insecta; Lepidoptera; Cosmopterigidae
Product: glutamate receptor 2-like
Exons: 10
Coding region: 1-1758 (585 amino acids)
Cellular component (GO): membrane
Molecular function (GO): ligand-gated monoatomic ion channel activity
Source: RefSeq, a predicted model, not a curated record